This is a messenger RNA of Cladophialophora immunda, 3466 nucleotides long. RefSeq lists its product as uncharacterized. The transcript is spliced from 3 exons. The coding region runs from base 62 to 3061 and encodes 999 amino acids. The record is from RefSeq and is a predicted model, not a curated record. Lineage: Eukaryota; Fungi; Ascomycota; Eurotiomycetes; Chaetothyriales; Herpotrichiellaceae.
CCUGGAUUUUCCCUUCACCGUCGCUAUUCACUCUCGAUUCAUUCACGGGCCGUUCCACAUUAUGGCCUUUGAUAUCGGCCCCUCUAUUCAGCCCCUGGGCCGCGAUGCCAUUGUUGCCCUUUCACCUUGGUCCUGGUUUACUUCAUCCCUGUCUGUGGCCACUAAUACCUCACCUCCCGAAUGCUUCCAGCUCUCCCCUUCCAUCACCACCACCGCUUCCCAAUCUCAAAUCUCGGCAAAAGCCGCCCAGUUCUGCUGGAAUUACCUGUCCCGAAUUCUAUCUCACCCUGCAGAGCGAGUGCCGCCGUCUCAGCAGCACCAGCUCCGCCCACGGAGAAGGACUCGCCGCUCUUCUCACCCCCGUGCGACAGCAGCUGAAAAGCGUCUUUGCUCUUCAAUUGUCAAAUCUUCUCGCCAAGCAGUUGCGUCCAGGCGAUUCUCUCUCCGGGAUCGUAACGACAGCAUGGCUACCACGUCGACCGAGCGUCGGCCGUCGGUUAGCUUCCACAUGGAGACGAGAAGUCGCACUGCAAAAAUCACCCCGGAACAAACCGACGCUUCUACAGAACAAUCAUCGCCCUCAUCGUUGUCAUCUCUAUCAACGCCGCCGUCCACUCCGCCCAAGAACACAAAAUCUCGAAAACGAAAGUUUUCCGACGCGGGCUCAGAUGGCGCCGAGCACUCGUCAAAGACUAAGCGCCUUGCACGACAAGGCUCCACAACAUCGUCGCUGUCGGAUUCUGCCACUCCACGGAAGCGAACGUCUCGAAUGCCAGUUGUAGAUAGUGCUAGAGCUGUUGCGGACACCGACAGUGCUCCGUCGCUAACCUCGUCAUCACCCAGUCCGCCGGAAUCGGCCAAGACGUUGAGACGAAGCUCGCGUAUAGCACGAUCGGAUGUAUUGGAGGCUAUCCAGGAUCCUAGCAGUGAUGGAACCCAAGCCUCGUCACCUCCUAAUCAAAUAGAUGCAGGCAACGUCCCAUCGCAGAAACCUUCAGAAGCAAGCCCAACCGACCCCGAGACACCGCCAAAGCCUGCCCGCGCCUCGCAAUCUGCCAAAGAGACAACAGCGACUAAGGCGAAGAUCAGCUUCCAGGAUUACAAAGACAAAGAGCUCUGGCCAGAGUACGAUGCGCAGAAUCCAACAUACUACGCAAAUGACGCAACCACCCGCUACCGUCCUGCAGAGAAUGGCGACACUCCGGAGUCCCGCUCUCCUAGGAAGCCGGCACGAGGUGGCGGCCGAGGUGGUCGUGGAGGUGCUCAUGCAAAUGGUGGUGGACGUGGUAAAGGCAAGUCCAGAGGUAGAGGAGGUCGCGCCGGUGGUGAAAGCCCUGAACCACCAAAUCGAAGACGACCACUGACCCAAGAGGAAAAACUCGAAAUCUCCAUAAUCAAGGCGAGGCAGCUGGAGCUGAAACGAUUCUUUAGCAUUGUGGGCGCUCAGCAGGUCGACAUCCUUGAUCAAUUGUCGGGGCGAGACGCUUCCAAAAUCGCCAGAAAGCCAAAGGCACACAGACAUGUCCCCGAGUACGACAGCGUAGUGGAAGAAGUUGAGGCCACCAUGAGAGAUGUGCAGGACUUUGUCCAAACACGUUAUGACCUCCAGGUCGAGCAUGAAAAGCAGCGCCUGCAGCAAGAGAAGGAAGUAAUUGAAGCGCAAUUCAAGAAUCGCGUCACCGAAGCCCGCAAAGAACAUCUUGCCGGCGCCGAAGGAGACAUUAUCCUCUUCGAACGAGCUUACCGCGCCGCUCACGACGACACCCAUACCGAAUCUGGCUCCGAUAUGGAUUACUUCCCCCAUUAUCACGAGCUUCCCGAACCAAAUACCCAACCCCGUGGCUACUCCUCCAGGAAAAUCAUGGAUGAGAAGCCCUUCAAGCAACAGUUGGAAUCGUACGACGAACAAGCCCGCCAGCAGGUGCUCAAUGAGGAUGUUAUUGGCCCCUUGUUGAAGCAGAUGGAACAACGAAACAACGAAUGGCGCACCGAACAACUUCGAAAGAAAUCCCAGACCAUGGAUGCUCUCUCUGCGGAAGCAGCCAAAGAGCUCGAGAACAUCAAGGGUUACCUGAUCCCCAGACCUCUCAACAUGGGCGAGAGCAGUUCGUAUGCGUUGUCGGCGCUGGCAGACGUUUCCGACUGGGUCGCCCAGCAGCAUCCCGAACGUCAGUACAUCUACAUGCCUCUUGCCCAAGGAGAUGUCUUCCCAAAGCAAGGCCUGGAUUUCUCUCCGCUUCCUGGCCAGGGACCAUCUGCCCUGCCACCACCCCCGCCGCCACCACCAUCAUAUCAAGUCAUUCGCCCAGACUCGAGGGGCCGUGGCCGACGCUCGAAAUUUCCACCCCAGCACAACGCGCCGGCGGCCGGCCAUGUAUCCACUCCUCCACCUCCAUCAUCGCAAUCCAUCCCGCCACCUCCAAGUCCUUUAUCAGCACCGGCCCCCGCUGUCGGGCCUGCGUCUUUCCUGCCGCCACGCCUGGUUUCGAGUGGACUAGGUCAACCGAUCGCCCCUGCGCCGCCCAAACCCGCGCCUCCGCACCGCUCGACCACCCACAUGAAUGUUUUCCGGCACAGUCCUCGACCGAGUGUCCAUCAACACGCCAUGCCUCCUCGCCACAACUCUCUCGGCUCGCCGCUGCUGAACGGGCCCCAGCAAUUCAUCUUCCAACCUCCUCAGCAGCCCUACCAACACCAAUCUGCCCCGGGGCCGGCACCGACACCACAAUACAGCCCUCAUCCGGCGAGUCCCCUGGGCUCUGGAACGGGCGCUAACAGCACCGUUACCAGUGCCGGUGCGGUCCCAAGUGUCAGCGCGGGCGCAGGCGCAGGCUCGGGCGUCGGUAAUGUCGGCGCUCCUAGUGGCGGCGGCGGCGGUAAUGGUGGUCCGACCAUGCAAGUCAUAGGCCAACAGACCAAGAUCCCCAUGACGUUUGUGAACCAGACGAUCGCGAGCCGGAACGCCGCCGCCGCCGCCGCCGCGAGCGCAGGCGGCAACGGGACCCCGAGUGGGAACGGCGGCCCGGGCAAUGGAAAGAGGGUGCUGCUGCCCAAGAUGUGAAACCUCGUUGUCGUGUGGUUUUUGUGCGUGUCUCUACGUGCGUGCAUCCAUGCAUGGGACUGAGAAGAACGAAAGAUAGGCCAAUGGUUUCUAUUUGUAUGGAAAGAAAGAAACCAUCCCUGGAAGGGAACAGUGUAUUCAAGAUGCGCAACUGGACGGACGACGAGGACGACCCUCCCUGGGGAAGGGGGGGUUGUUACGGUGACAUGACACGAUUCAUGUGAUGAAAAAAAGCCCUGUUUUUUAUUUCUUCCUUCUUCUGAUGAGAGGGAGCGUCUUGCUUGCUUGCUCGCUGACAAUCACACUGUUAUUGUUAUUGUCACUGUUGUACGGGUCAACGAUGGACGAUGAAAAAGGACCCCGUGUCUUUCAAAGGGCCCCCUGCGAUUCGUCAUAGAAUAGGAG